Hypoxylon trugodes is the source of this 3430-nucleotide messenger RNA. Its product is annotated as Coatomer, gamma subunit. The transcript has 5 exons. The record is from RefSeq and is a predicted model, not a curated record. NCBI's taxonomy places the organism in Eukaryota, Fungi, Ascomycota, Sordariomycetes, Xylariales, Hypoxylaceae. The coding region runs from base 150 to 2903 and encodes 917 amino acids. Gene Ontology annotation, molecular function: structural molecule activity. Gene Ontology annotation, cellular component: endoplasmic reticulum-Golgi intermediate compartment; COPI vesicle coat; Golgi membrane. Gene Ontology annotation, biological process: protein secretion; endoplasmic reticulum to Golgi vesicle-mediated transport; intracellular protein transport.
CUUUCAAAGGCGUUAGGGAAGUUGUGCUGGCCCGAAAUUAAAGUGUGAAUUGAUUGAACUUAGAAUUGGACUUGGAAUUUGGAAUUUCCACCAACGACCCGCGAUAUCUUCAACUUUCACCUUUAACAUCGCCGUCUCACCCACCCACCAUGAGUUACGGCAAGAAAGAUGAAGAUGCCGACCUCGGCUUGGUCAAGGUCGAUCGUACUCAAGUAUUCCAAGAAGCUCGAUUGUUCAACAGUUCACCAAUCCAACCACGAAGAUGUCGCAUUCUAUUGACAAAGAUUGCUCUACUCCUUUACACCGGCGAGAAGUUCCCCACGAAUGAAGCCACUACCCUUUUCUUCGGUAUUUCGAAGCUAUUCCAAAAUAAAGAUGCCAGCUUGCGACAGAUGGUUCAUUUGGUCAUUAAAGAGCUUGCCCACUCGGCAGAGGAUAUUAUUAUGGUUACAAGCACUAUAAUGAAAGAUACUGGCGGUAGCACCGAUGCAAUUUACAGACCAAAUGCUAUUCGAGCCUUAUGUCGCAUCAUCGACGCCACAACCGUCCAAUCGAUCGAGCGAGUAAUGAAGACAGCGAUUGUCGACAAGAACCCUUCAGUCUCUUCCGCCGCCCUCGUUUCUUCCUACCAUCUCCUCCCUAUCGCCAAGGAUGUCGUUCGACGAUGGCAAUCCGAAACCCAGGAGGCUGCUGCCUCAACCAAGUCCUCCGGUGGCUUCUCUCUUGGCUUUUCGGGCUCUUCUGCCUCGCUUCCAGUUAAUAACUCGACGAUGACACAAUACCACGCCAUUGGUCUCUUAUACCAAAUGCGAUCUCACGACAGGAUGGCCCUAGUCAAGAUGGUGCAACAAUUCGGCGCUGCUGGUGCUGUGAAGAGCCCUGCUGCUAUCGUUAUGCUAGUCCGAUUAGCUGCACAACUAGCCGAGGAGGAUCACUCGCUCAGGAAACCUAUGAUGCAGCUGCUGGACGGAUGGUUAAGGCAUAAGAGCGAAAUGGUCAACUUCGAGGCUGCUAAGGCAAUCUGCGACAUAAGAGAUGUUACAGACGCCGAGGUCACCCAAGCUGUCCAUGUGCUACAAUUAUUCCUCUCUUCGCCUCGUGCCGUUACCAAAUUCGCCGCCCUCCGAAUCCUACAUAAUUUCGCUUCCUUCAAGCCGCAAGCCGUCAACGUUUGCAACCCCGAUAUCGAGGCGCUCAUUUCGAACAGCAACCGAUCUAUUGCUACGUUUGCGAUCACGACUCUCCUGAAGACUGGUAACGAAGCAAGUGUGGACCGAUUGAUGAAGCAAAUUUCCGGAUUUAUGUCCGAAAUUACGGACGAGUUCAAGAUUACUAUUGUCGAAGCUAUCCGAACAUUAUGCCUGAAGUUCCCUAGCAAGCAAGCAGGCAUGCUUUCAUUCCUUAGUGGCAUACUCCGUGACGAAGGUGGUUAUGAAUUCAAGCGAGCUGUGGUAGAGAGCAUGUUCGAUCUUAUUAAGUUCGUACCGGAUUCCAAGGAAGAAGCUCUUGCCCAUCUUUGCGAAUUCAUUGAAGACUGCGAGUUUACCAAGUUGGCCGUUCGUAUUCUACACCUUCUAGGUCUUGAAGGACCCAAGACCUCUCAACCUACCAAGUAUAUCCGCUACAUUUACAACCGAGUCGUUUUGGAGAAUGCCAUCGUCAGGGCAGCAGCUGUUACUGCUUUGGCCAAGUUUGGUGUAGGCCAGAAGGACCCUGAAGUCAAGCGCAGCGUCGAUGUUCUAUUGACUCGAUGCUUGGACGAUGUGGAUGAUGAGGUUCGUGAUCGUGCUGCGCUCAAUCUCAGAUUAAUGCAUGAGGAUGAUGAUUUAGGGAACCAGUUCAUCAAGAACGAAAACAUGUUUUCUCUGCCAUACUUUGAACACCAGCUUGUCAUGUAUGUAACUUCAGAUGACAAAUCAGCUUUCGAAAACCCCUUCGACAUCAGCCAGAUCCCGGUUGUCACUCGGGAACAAGCAGAUGCCGAAGACCGAACGAAGAAGCUUACCGCGACCACACCGUCGCUCAAGCCACCGAAGACCGGCCCCACCAAGGCGGCACCGACAGGAGCAGAAGCACAAGCUUCGGCUGUUGCAGCUGCCCAGAAGUACGCUCAAGAACUUAUGGCUAUCCCAGAGAUGAAGGAAUUUGGCAGUGUUCUCAAGUCAUCUCCUGUUGUUGAAUUGACUGAAGCCGAGACGGAAUACGUCGUGACCGUCGUUAAGCAUAUCUUCAAGGAACACAUUGUGCUCCAAUAUGAGGUCAAGAACACUCUUGAGGCUACGGUCCUUGAGAAUGUAUCGGUCGUAGCGACCCCCUCCGACGAAGAAGAGCUCGAGGAAGUUUUCAUUAUCCAGGCAGAGAAACUCCCCACAGACGAACCCGGAAAGAUCUACGUGGCAUUCAAGAAAAUCAACGGCGAAGAAUCGUUACCUACGGCUACCUUCUCCAACAUACUCAAGUUUACAAGCAAGGAGAUUGACCCGACAACCAACGAACCUGAGGAGAGCGGCUACGAGGACGAGUACGAGGUGUCUGAUUUUGAUCUGGCGGGUAGCGAUUACGUGAUCCCUACAUUUGCUGGCAACUUCAACCACGUAUGGGAGCAAGUUGGUGCUUCUGGUGAGGAGGCCGAAGAAACGAUGCAAUUAUCGGGUGUCAACAGCAUCGCAGAUGCUACGGAACAACUUGCCAAGGCGCUUUCGCUACAACCUUUAGAAGGCACGGACGUUCCUGUCAACCAGACGACACAUCAACUUAAGCUUCUCGGCAAGACAGUCAACGGUGGAAAGGUUGUUGCGAAUAUUCGGAUGGCAUACUCAUCCAAAUCUGGUGUAACAACCAAGAUUACAGUACGCAGUGAAGAGGAGAACGUAGCAGCCAUAGUGGUGGCAUCCGUCGCGUAAUUAUGAUGGUUUCUGGAAAGGCGUUUCUGCAAAAAAUGAUGAGCGAUGUCCUUUCGGUUUUGAGGGUAUCUUAUGCAUAUUAACUAGAGAAUCGAGGAAAGGGGUCAGGACGGUAGGACUUUUGUAUGAAUCCGACGAGAUACACAGUCCAAGUCCCCAUCCGUGUUUAUAGGGAGAGUAGAGAAGAAUGUAGUGGUAGGGUUUCGACUACCAAAACAAACCGGAAGAGGAACGAAUCCAAGUAUGAAUCAAGCUAACCUAUAAUUUACAAAAGUCCAGAAAUUUCUACGGAUGUCUUUCCUAUAGGAGUGUCACGAGAGCAUCGAAUACCAUUUCCGGUUUUAGCUAAGAUACAGUGGUACUCAGGUGCCUAUCGACAGGGGUGCUACAGGAGUGCUACAGGGGUUAGUGCUAUAUUCUAGGUACCCUUGCACCUAAUUUACACGUCGCAAACGCGAAAAUGAGAGCACAUCAAUCGCGCUAAUUGAGUUAAAAUUCUUGAAAAUGGGUCUGACACAUGCACACCA